This is a messenger RNA of Juglans regia (Persian walnut), 2057 nucleotides long. RefSeq names its product anthranilate phosphoribosyltransferase, chloroplastic-like. The coding region runs from base 649 to 1854 and encodes 401 amino acids. Gene Ontology annotation, cellular component: cytosol. The transcript is spliced from 11 exons. NCBI's taxonomy places the organism in Eukaryota, Viridiplantae, Streptophyta, Magnoliopsida, Fagales, Juglandaceae. Gene Ontology annotation, molecular function: anthranilate phosphoribosyltransferase activity. Gene Ontology annotation, biological process: L-tryptophan biosynthetic process. The record is from RefSeq and is a predicted model, not a curated record.
AGUUUUCAACCAUUUCAAGUUCAAUUGGCUGAAUUAUUUGGAAUUGAACCCUUUUUUUAGUCAUAAUUUUAAUUUUUAACCAUCAUUAUUCACUACCAUUGCAAAAGAGAAUAGAGGCAAUUGGACUUUGGAUGGCCCGUAGACCUCUACAAGUCUGUGACAACGAUCGAGAAAACCAUCGUCGGUGGAAGUAAAAACUCGUGCGAAAAGCCCAAGGAGGAAUGCCGCCCCCCUCUUGAAUUCCAUGAUUCUGCUUCUUUAAUCAUCUCUUCCUGAAUGGGUUCCAACCCAAUGUGCUAAAGGGUGAGAUAAUAUAUAUAUAUAGCUUGCGGUUGAGCGUCCUCGCGUUGUUUCAUACCUUUAACUACAAACAAAAGUUUUGGUGAAGCGCAUGCGAUCGGUUUGUCGGAUGUGAAGACAAGGAGUUGAAACUUUGCGCUAGAUUUUUGCCCCAAAACCCGGCAUCUCCAUUUCUAUGAUAUAAAGCGAUCUUAAUUCCCACUUUCACUGUCGCAUCGCAAUCUCAUCGACAGAAUCACAGGAUAGGGCGAAUCAAGCACGUGCCUUGCAGGGUCCCUUCACACUAGUGAUAAUACACUGGAGAACAGGUUCAAUUUCAUAGGUUCUUUUGGCUUUGUGAACCGUAAAAUGGCAGUCACCUCCUACAAAUCCCCCAUCUCUUUCUCUUCUAUAACUUACCAUCACAAGCUUGAUUCUCGAAAUCGCUCUUUCACCCUGCCGAUUCUUCACGCAAAACAGCAAAGAAACUUGGCUCCAAGCACUCUAGUCACUGCUUUGCCUGUUACUGUUUCCAAGAGCUCAACCCCACCAACUACAUCUUUCAAUGAGUUGGUUGAAUCAUUGAUAAAUCGAGUGGACUUAUCAGAGUCUGAGGCUGAAGCUACUCUGGAUUUUUUACUGAAUGAUCCCAGUGAGGCAUUGAUAAGUGCUUUUCUUGUGCUGCUAAGAGCCAAAGGAGAGACAUAUGAAGAAGUUGUGGGAUUAGCAAGGGCAAUGCUCAAGCAUAGUGUGAAGGUAGAAGGGUUGGUUGAUGCGGUUGACAUUGUUGGAACAGGUGGUGAUGGAGCAAAUACGGUGAACAUAUCCACAGGGGCUUCAAUACUUGCUGCAGCUUGUGGUGCGAAAGUUGCAAAGCAAGGAAACAGGUCAAGUUCUUCUGCGUGUGGAAGUGCUGAUGUAUUAGAGGCGUUGGGAGUAGCUAUUGACUUGGAGCCAGAGGGGGUGACGAGGUGCGUGAAUGAAAGUGGAAUUGGAUUUAUGAUGGCUCCAAAAUAUCACCCAGCAAUGAAGAUUGUCAGCCCUGUUAGGAAAACACUAAAAGUGAAAACUGUGUUCAACAUAUUGGGCCCAAUGUUGAAUCCAGCAAGAGUGUCUUUUGCUGUUGUAGGUGUUUACAAGGAUGACUUGGUCCUCAAAAUGGCUAAAGCACUCCAGCAAUUUGGCAUGAAAAGAGCAUUAGUUGUUCACUCAGAGGGCUUAGAUGAAAUGAGCCCCCUUGGACCAGGGUUAAUCCUUGAUGUUACUCCAGAGAAGAUUGAGAAGUUCUCAUUUGAUCCCCUGGAGUUUGGCAUUGCUCGCUGCACUCUAGAAAGCUUGCGAGGUGGAGGUCCAAAGUACAAUGCGGAGGUUCUAAAGCGCGUAUUUUCAGGGGAGAAAGGGCCCAUUGCUGAUGCCCUUGUAUUAAAUGCGGCAGCAGCUUUAUUGGUCAGUGGCAAUGUUAAAACCUUGGGUGAAGGAGUAGCUUUGGCUCGUGAAACACAAGAAUCUGGAAAAGCUCUUGAGAAGCUUGAUUUGUGGAUAGAUAUUUCCAAUGCAAGUAAAACCUGUUUCUAAAGUUAAAAGCUUCAUACUAAUCAUUUUCCUUGGAAGAGAACUUGGAGAUUCAAGGUUUCCUCCCAAGAUCGCUUUCUUUGGUUGGAUUGUGUCCCUUGGUAAAAUUCUCACCAUUGACAAUCUGACUAAACUUGGUCUUAUCAUUAUGGAUUGAUGUUAUUUAUGUAAGAAAAAUGGGGAAAUGGGGAACAUUUAUUGUUACA